Messenger RNA from Lipotes vexillifer (Yangtze River dolphin), 1892 nucleotides. RefSeq names its product family with sequence similarity 181 member B (gene FAM181B). NCBI's taxonomy places the organism in Eukaryota, Metazoa, Chordata, Mammalia, Artiodactyla, Lipotidae. The record is from RefSeq and is a predicted model, not a curated record. The transcript has a single exon. Bases 158 to 1450 code for a protein of 430 amino acids.
UAAUGAGCUCCCCCGGGAGGCCGAGCAGCGAGCCCGGCCCCAAGCGAGGAAGCUGUGCCGCGCGCACAGCGCCAGGGCGGGAGCCGGGCCUGGGCGGCGGGCGGGAAGCGGCCGGGGGCGCACGGGCGGCGCUGCGGGCCGCCCGGGAGCCGCGGCGAUGGCAGUCCAGGCGGCGCUCCUCAGCACGCACCCCUUCGUCCCCUUCGGCUUCGGGGGCUCCCCUGACGGGCUGGGAAGCGCCUUCGGAGCCCUGGACAAGGGUUGCUGUUUCGAGGACGAGGAGACCGGGACACCGGCGGGCGCGCUGCUGGCGGGCGCCGAGGGCGGGGACGUGCGCGAGGCCACCCGCGACCUGCUCAGCUUCAUCGACUCGGCGUCCAGCAACAUCAAGCUGGCGUUGGACAAGCCCGGCAAGUCGAAGCGGAAGGUGAACCACCGCAAGUACCUGCAGAAGCAGAUCAAGCGCUGCAGCGGCCUCAUGGGCGCCGCGCCCCCGGGCCCGCCCUCCCCGGGCGCCGCCGACACGCCCGCCAAGCGGCCGCUUGCCGCAGCCAGCGCCCAGACGGUCCCGGCCCAGGCCCACGGCAAGGCGGGCCCCCGGCGGGAGGCGUCGCAGGCCGCGGCGGCCGCCAGCCUGCAAAGCCAGAGCCUGGCCGCGCUCUUCGACUCGCUGAGCCACGUCCCUGGGGCCGCAGAUCCUGCAGGGGUUGCGGAGGCGGCGCCCGCGGCCGGGCUCGUGGGAGCGGGCGCUGGGGGCGUGGGAGGGGACGCGGCCGGCCCCGCAGGGGGUCCGGCCGUCCCCGGCGCCAGGAAGGUCCCGCUGCGGGCCCGCAACCUGCCCCCGUCCUUCUUCACCGAGCCGUCACGGGCGGGCGGCGGCGGGUGCGGCCCGUCGGGGCCCGGCGUGAGCUUGGGCGACCUGGAGAAGGGCGCCGAGGCCGCGGAGUUCUUCGAGCUGCUGGGGCCCGACUACGGCGCCGGCUCCGAGGCGGGCGUCUUGCUCGCCGCCGAGCCUCUCGAUGUGCUCCUCACCGGAGCCGCCGUCCUAAGGGGACCUCCGGAGCUGGAGACCGGCCUCUUUGAGCCGCCACCCGCGAUGGGGGGGAGCCUACUGUACCCCGAGCCCUGGAGCGCCCCGGGCGGCUCCACGACCAAGAAGUCACCCCUGGCUGCCCCCCGCGGUGGCUUGACCUUGAACGAGCCCUUGCGCCCCCUGUACCCAGCCGCCGCGGACUCUCCGGGCGGGGACGACGGGCCCGGCCUUUUGGCCUCUUUCACCCCCUUCUUCUCAGACUGCACUCUGCCCCCGCCGCCCCCGCCCCCGCCCCCGCCCCCGCAGGUGUCCUACGACUACAGCGCGGGCUACAGCCGCACGGCGUACGCCAGCCUUUGGAGACCGGACGGGAUUUGGGAAGGGGCGCCCGGGGAGGAGGGGGCGCACCGGGACUGACUGCGCGGUACCCUUCUCCCCCAGUGGAGACUGCUGUGGAGGCGGCCGCCUCUGGGUCUCUCCCAAGCCUAGAGAACGAUGGGCAAAUGCACGUGGAGUUGAAACGGGAUUUAAAAAAUUCAGUUAAUAAAAGAAACUUAAGAAAAAGAGAUGAAGAGAAGUUGGGGGUUGUUUUAAUCACAGCCUCGUGUUUAAAAAAAAAAAAGCCGUUGGAAGGUUCUUACCGGAUCAGACAAGCCAAGAAAUCAAGACGGGAUUUGGGGAAUGGGGUGGGGAUGUCGGAAGGGGCAGGAGGUGGUUUCUGUAGCCACCUGUCCCUUCUCCAACUUUUCAUCAAAAGGUCAGUGUAUUUAGUGUGCUUGCCCCCUCCAAACAGUGCCCUGGGCCCUCCCCUCCCCUCCCCUUAGAAUGCGUUAUGAAUUAAAGUCUGUAUUGAAAAGAA